This is a messenger RNA of Lathyrus oleraceus (garden pea), 738 nucleotides long. RefSeq lists its product as uncharacterized. Lineage: Eukaryota; Viridiplantae; Streptophyta; Magnoliopsida; Fabales; Fabaceae. The record is from RefSeq and is a predicted model, not a curated record. Bases 1 to 738 code for a protein of 245 amino acids. The transcript has 3 exons.
AUGGAGUUUCCAGAUGAAGACGUGCUGGAAGUUACUCCUCUCUGUGUGAUACCAGGUGACGCCCCAGGUCCUUCUUCCAUUGCUGGAAGUAAGCAAGGUAAUAUUCCUGAUAAACCUCCUCAUCAAAACGGCAUGCACUAUACUGGUCGUGCCAUUAGGAAUCUAGUUACUAGGAUUCUGAAUGAAGGGCAUUCAAUCAAGGGUAAAAACAUACCUAGUAAGAAACCGGUAGAUAAUUCUCAUGAGCCUGUUGAGAAUGUUGUUAAUUUGGAGGAAGAGAGUUCAGAGGAAGAGGAUGACACCUUGGUUCGUCAUGUAAAACCAAGUGCUGCUAAGAAAUUGAAGACCAGAAAAGGGAAGAUUGUGGCUAAAAUGAUGACAGCCAAGACUAGGAAGAAGACUGCUGGUGUAGGACCCUCAAAAUCAUGGAGCAAAGUGGAGGCUAGGAAGAGGAAAGUCAGAGAUAGUUCUGACUCUGAAGAGGAUGUCGAAGACGAUGUCCCAUACAUCACCCCUGCUAAAAAGCAGGCUGUUAAGAAGUCUCCAGGCAAAGCUGCAGCUGUGCACUUAGAUAAAAUCUCUUUUCACUUAGAAGAUGGUGCUGCCAAAUGGAAGUUUGUCAUUCAGAGGAGAGUAGCUGUUGAAAGAGAGCUGGGAAAAGAGGCUGUUGAGGUGAAGGAAGUCAUGGAAUUGAUUAAAGAGCAACAGAGAAUUAUACAAGGUGUUUGUAAGAGGUAG